UCCGCCGCACCGCCGCCUGGUCCCCGAGAUGCGAGAGCCCGCAGCCGCGCUGCCACAGCUCCUGGCCCUGGCGGGCUUUCCCCACGGGCGCGCCUGAGCCUCCGAGCCGAGCGGCCCCGGGGCAAAGACAAUGAUCCCGCCAGGGGAGUGCAUGUACGCGGGGAGGAAAAGAAGGAAGCCCAUCCAGAAACAGAAGCCCGCUGGGGGCGCUGAGAAGUCGAACCCUUCCAAGCGGCACCGAGACCGCCUCAAUGCCGAGCUGGACCACCUGGCCAGCCUGCUGCCGUUCCCACCAGACGUGGUCUCCAAGCUGGACAAACUCUCAGUCUUGCGUCUCAGCGUCAGUUACCUCAGGGUGAAGAGCUUCUUCCAAGCCGUGCAGGAGAAGUGCCCACUGCGACCGGCAGUCAGUGCCCCCUCACCCGGAGCCAGUGGUCCUCACGGAGGCUCAGCCGUGCUGGAGGGAAGGUUGCUGCUGGAGUCCCUGGACGGCUUUGCUCUGGUCGUGAGCGCGGAAGGAGUGAUAUUUUAUGCCUCGGCCACAAUCGCAGACUACCUGGGCUUCCACCAGACGGAUGUGAUGCACCAAAACAUUUAUGACUACAUCCACGUGGACGACCGCCAGGACUUCUGCCGGCAGCUGCACUGGGCCAUGGACCCUCCGCAGGUGGUGUGUGGGCAGCCCCUGCACUCGGAGACAGGAGAGGAUGCUGUCCUGGGGAGGCUGCUCAGGGCCCAGGAGGGGGCCACGGGCCCCUCCGAGUACUCGGCCUUCCUGACUCGCUGCUUCAUCUGCCGCGUGCGCUGCCUGCUGGACAGCACCUCGGGCUUCCUGACAAUGCAGUUUCAAGGAAAACUAAAAUUCCUGUUUGGACAGAAGAGGAAGGCACCGUCGGGCACCGUCCUGUCCCCUCGGCUCUCACUGUUCUGCGUUGUGGUACCCGUCCUCCUGCCUGCUGUGGCAGAGAUGAAAAUGAAGGGCGCAUUCUUGAGGGCAAAGCACAGGACAGACAUCCCAGCCACAAUGGACACAAAAGCAAAAGCCACCAGGAGUCUGUGCGUGUCAGAAUUGCAUGGGAAACCCAAUUACAUAGCAGGAAGAAACAACGGAGAAAAUGGCAUUUCGGUGUUCAGGGCACAGAUGGAUGCCUGCCGCUGGGCCCGGGUUCCAGCCAGGGCCACGUGUCUGUGCCUCCGGGGUGGCCCUGACCUCGUCCUUUACCCCGAGGGGGCUGCAGGGGACUGGGGAGGAGAGGAGCACAGGCGGGUGCCAGGCAGCUCCUCCGGGGCGAGGAGGAGAAGGCGGGAAAUACAUGCCUAUGACUGCUGCUUCGAGACGCCGGGACCCAUGAGGCAGCUGAACUGGGCGACAGGGAAACAUGGUCAGGAUGGCACCAAGCUGAAGCUGGAGCCCAGCAGGAGUGACCCCUUCUCUGUGCAUGCCACGCCCCGGGGCUCCUGCCUGCCCUACCCCGGCACCCCAGGCACUGUCCCUGCCUUCAGGAACUCACCUGGCUCGCAGCAGUCCCCCAGUGCAUACACCAGCCAGCCGAGCAGAGCCUUUCGCGAUGGUGAUCAGGGCCAAGUACACCCCCCCACCAGCUGUCCUUUCCCCCAGGGAAGCCUGGAAAACCAGUUCCCUCAGCCUGGAGUACAGUGCCUCGCAGCAGGGGGCUACUCCACCGAGGACAUCAAGUUGCCAGGUGUGCCCAUGCCCCUGGAGGCCCCAUGCAACCCCAUGUUGUCACUCAACGUGCCCAUCAAGAUGGAGAGUGACUCUGGGUCUGAGGACGCAGCAGAUGGCUACUCUGUGUCCCCAGGCCAGGUGUGGCUGGGAACCAGUGAUGUGGCCAAGAGACAGCUGGUCACUUUCCCUACCAGGAUGCACUUAAAAACAGAGCCAGACUCCAAGCACCACCUGUACCCCCCACACCUGGGGCAUGGCAUGCUGGGGGCUCCCCCCAGGCCUGGCAGGGAGCUGGCCCCAUUCCACCCUGCACACUUCGUCUGCCUGGAGCAUGGCCAUGGCCCUCCCGAGCCGGAGCCUCCCCCCUGCCUCUGUGUGCGGAGCCACCGGCCCCCCACCCUGGGCUGUGACUGCAGAGCUCCCGGGACCACACCCAUGAUCAAGCUUGAGCCCUUGGACUCCCCACCGUGGGCUGCUCACAACCAGGGUGGGGUGCCCAGAAUGCUCCCCAGAAGUGCCUUGGCGACACUGGUGCCUCCCAAAGCCUCUGAAUGCUCUUUUCUGCCAUAGAUCUAGGUGUUUGUUAAAAGUGACGUCUGUCCAUGCUCCGAUUCACCUGUCAGCUGGGAUGAAUGGCAGGGGCAGGUCGGAGCCUCUCUUCAGUGACUCUCUGCAGAGUUGCACCAGUUCAGUCCCCUGUUAUAUGUUACACGCAAGAGCACAUUCUGUGUUUUGUAAAAUAUCACCGAAGUUCUUAAGUGCAAAGUGGCCUUAAGUCAGUUCCAAUAUGACAGUAUUUCUCUCUGAGGGAUUAAAUUUCUUUAGGAAGCGACCACUGUGGGGCAUGCAGGCCUCAGGGUGUGCACUCCAUCAGGGCCUUGAGAGGUGGCAGCAGGCUCUGGCCUGACUGUCAGUCAUGUCCACAGUGCAUGCAGGCUGUUGAGGUGAAGUUCCUGUGGCCCCACACCUGCCUCGCAGCUCCUGGCUUGAAUUCAGAGAGCCACCCCACCCUGGGGAUUCCACUGCCAGCAGUAACUCAGGGCUGUAACUCUCUGAGCUGCAGGUGGCUGGUCACCCAUUCGUGGAAAGAAUCUGCGAAGUUCCAGGCAGAAGGCAUGGUGGGCACCAGGUUUUGCAGCAUGUGCUCUGUGACUCUCGGCGGAGGUAGAGGCCAUACCGGAGUGGAGAUUCGUAGGGCAAUGUCCAGUUUCUCCCAGAAGUCUCUCUGAGGUUUGGAAUGGGCCUUUGAAGACGUUUUAUGCUUAUCUGUAUCUUGGUGCAACAUGUCACAUAGAGUUCCCAGACUCUGGGUUUGGAGGUAGAGGUUGCAAACGUAGGGAAAAGAAACAGGAGGUCUCGUUGUGCUGCUGUCUUGCUGACUGUCCACAGUUUUUCAAAUGAGGACUCCUAUCACCAUCCCAGGAAGAAUUGUUACAGAAAAGGCAGGCAGGUAACUUUUUUCAUUGAAAAUGUAAUACAUCCUGAUUGUAGAGAAUUUGGAUACAAAGCAUAAAUCAGAAAGCAAAGGCGACCCCCAGUCUCCCCAGAGAUGGCUUGUGACUGAUGGCAAAGUUCCAGGGGGGACUCCAGGGCACCCCAUCAGGUUGUGGAAACCGGCAACAGGCAGGAGGAGAGGUCACAGCAGGUAGGCUUUGGGGGCAAAGGACAUCUGUCCUUAAAGUGGCCUCCCAUUGGGCAUCUAGGGAGGUGGCAGGAGCCCCUGAGUGAGCAAUUGCUGUUCCACCAUCUGGAAAUUCUGCUCUUCCGUGUGUGGUUUUUCCUCUCUGUCAUCGGUGGCUUUGGGGUAUCAGUGUUCAGUUCCUGGGUUAAUGCUGAAACUGGUUGGUAAGAGCCACCCUGAGGACCAGCCACGCAGAGGACCUGCUACCUGUGAGGAUCAGCCACCUGUGAGGACCAGCUGCUCUGAGGACCACCUACUUCCCCUCUCACCUCAUGCUGGCCCAGCAUCUCCUGUCUGCCCAGUUCUCACGCCCUGCACAGCACACCUCUGCUCUCUGGGUAUCUAUAGAUUUUAUUUCAAAGACAAGAGGUGGAGUUUCGGAAUCUUCUGCCUCCUUCCUGUUCAAACUGAGUGCCCACUCCUCAUCGCCAGAAGCCCCUGCGCAUCUCUCGGGAGUAGCCGCCUGCUCUCUGUGCUCCCACCUGGGAGAGCUCUCCCUCAGCUCCUCCUCUCACUUCAUUCAACUGAGAGGGUGCAGGCCACUGCCCUUCCCCACCUUCGGAUGCUGCAGAGGGCAGUACUGCACAUGCGUAAUGUGUAACUAUGAAAAUAGGGGACUAAAAAGAUGGAAUUCAGAGAUGCCGUUGCGUGUUUGCACACUGUAGCCAGAUCCCAGCGUAACUGAAGGAGAGCUGCAGGCUUGAACGUCCCGGGAGGAGAAGCCUUCCCAAACAUACUCCGUGGCCCCUGCCAACGGGGCGAGGCACCUGCGGUGCCCUGUCCCGCCCGCGUCAGUGCUCGUGCUGCCCCACCCCCUCCCUCAUGUUCAGGUGAACCUGUCAGUCCGCAUUCUCGCUGGCCCACGUGCACCAGACCGGUCAUUGUUGGGUGGACAGGGCAUGCUUGUUGCUGCAGAAUUCAGCAUCUGGACUUCAACGCCAUAGGUUUUCUGUCCUCGAGGCUGUCCCGUGCUUGGGCCCAGGUUCCUUCCUCUGCCGGGUCAGCAGCAACAAAACUUCCCUGAGUCAGU
Messenger RNA from Phyllostomus discolor (pale spear-nosed bat), 4398 nucleotides. It is a transcript of the gene AHRR, whose product is annotated as aryl-hydrocarbon receptor repressor. The record is from RefSeq and is a predicted model, not a curated record. The coding region runs from base 131 to 2257 and encodes 708 amino acids. NCBI's taxonomy places the organism in Eukaryota, Metazoa, Chordata, Mammalia, Chiroptera, Phyllostomidae. Gene Ontology annotation, molecular function: protein dimerization activity; nuclear receptor activity; transcription cis-regulatory region binding. Gene Ontology annotation, biological process: regulation of transcription by RNA polymerase II. Gene Ontology annotation, cellular component: nucleus; aryl hydrocarbon receptor complex. The transcript is spliced from 11 exons.